UAUUUUUAAGAAACAACAGCAAGGGGAUUAUUACCGAUCCAAUAACGAGGAUUAUUCCGGUAUAGGUCACGCCGAAUAACACUUGUUAAAUACAAUGCAUGCAUGUUUGAGUUUGGAUCUUUUACUUUAUGCUCAGCAUGUCGGCUAGGGAAGUCGACCGUGAUACAUAACGACAGGUUCAGCUGCGUAAGCAUUGGUGUUAGUAACUGUACUGAGGACGGAUAGCGAACGCCGUACCGUCCCUUUCUGGUGGGCACGAAACACAAGAAGAGUGACUGCUGGUGUUAACAUAUGACUGUACUGGCGUUUCUUUGUUGUAUGAUGAGUAAUUCCAAAUAACAACCGCAAAAACACCCAACAAAACAGCUGAGUUAUAAAUUCAUGUGGACGAUCUUCAGUAUAUAGCAGUACUAAUAUAUUGUUGUAUGAGGUUUAAUUUCAAAUAACAACCGGAAAAAACCCGCAGCAGGGUUCAUAAAUUCAUAUGGUCAACCUUCCCAUAUUUAUGUGAAGUCAUGUAAAUGAUCGGACGUUGAACAUACCAGGCGACAAAUCUGUGAUAUAAACAUAAAUCACAUUGUUGAAGAGGAGUAAUACCACUACCAGGGGGUAUAUAUGUGUGUGUUUGAUUUGCCAUUUUAAUACUGUGUACACGAGGAUAGCAUUCAGUGUAUAUUCCAAUAAUUGCUUUUUGAUAUGGUGAAUAACAUGCAUCAUAAAUUUUUCUCGACUUACUCCAAUUGUGUGUGUGUUCUAAAGGAUAAGAAUUGAUCAGAUUUCAGUCUAUUAGCUAUGGUUUCUCAUAAGACAACGUGUGGAUUUAAAACUGUCAAAGUGGCAAUACUACAGACAUGUUGUAUAAUAUAUACUACUUAGACGUUUAACUUUCACUACAAGUGUUUGUUAACUACGACUGCGAUAAAUUCGUGAUUUAUUAGUUUGUAUUUAGAAACCCGAGUGAUAACUAACAAUGGAGCAAGGUAGAAAUCAAACGGAAGCUCGCAAUGGCGCCCAGAACGGUGUCGUGGAAGAAAUCACGAUGUUAACGGACAAUGCUGUAUCCACCCACAGCACAAAGAACAUAAAGAUGAAGCAGUAUUUGUCGGUGAAACACGCGCUACCGAAAACACGUCUGUACCACACAAUACUGCACGAGAACGUCAGUCAGGACCGCCAUCUUGAUAUGACGUUGUCCAACAUCAAACGCAGACGACAGAAGGAAUCCGUGUCGUGCGACUUGUCCAGGAGGGCGUUUGUUGCCCAGCAGGACAGGAAGAUAAAGAAAUGGAAGAGGGAAGACGAAAACCGCCUGGCUGGCAUGAAUCUGCCCAGUCUGGCCUACCAGGACAGCACCCAAGGGGGCGAGUCAUCUAAAGAGGUCCUGUACCACCAGCCUGACUACGAAAGCAGACCAUGGAGCACACAGGCCCCCGUCAAACCCGUGCUGCCCAUGCUGAGGAUUAGAAGAGAGAGGACUGAAAUCGUGUCCUUCCAGGACAAGGCGUUCCUCCUGAAGCUGCCGGCCGUGGCCGAGAUAGACUACAAGAAGCUGGAACGCCAUAACACGUACUGCGGCAAGACCAUGCUCUCCCGCGGAGUUCCAAAAAAGGACGAGAGAUUUGAAAGCCUCAACGCACAGCUCCAGGCGGCGAAACUCAAGAAAUGGGAUCAGUACCCUAUCGAGAAUAUAUUCGUUAAAAGUCGCUUGAGCAAAUAUUCGAGUUGGAAACCUUCGGUUUCCGAGUCGCCGUUUGCCGCUCAGGUGAAAGUGGUCGUGGCGUCCAGACCCCGGUCAGUGAAGUCAGUGAGGUCCGGAGACGAUGAAUCGUGCGUGAAAUUGAAUUUCGAAUACGUCACCGAAAGCAGAAGCGCCACGCGUGACGUUUUGUCCUCAAUUAAAGCGAAGCACAUUAAAAAAUUCGCAAAACAUUUAAAAGACAAGGGGAAGGAGGACCCGACGAAAGUUAACAGCGGCGUUGCAAAGAAACUGAAUGACGACAAUGCGCAACUUCAACCUGUCGACGUUUGCUAGUCAAAUAGAUAUUUACAACUGCGUUCGUGUGAGUGUAUUUCUUAAAGAAAACAUCAAGGGCCGUUUCCAUAUGUCUGGGUUAUCGGUGGGUUUUCGAAGCCUAUGGGUAAAAAACAGACGUGUGAAAUGCACCAAAGGGUGUAGGUUUUAGUCACAUUUUUCAGCGUUUUACAUAAUCCAGUGUUAACCCUAUAAGUUUUGAUAUAACCCGGUGUUACGAAACUCGGACAUAUGAAAUCGGCCCUAAGGGUCGAAUUAACGAAACCUGUUUUUAAACAUUGCAAAUACAUGUAAUUACUUGCAAAAAUAGGCUUUGUAAAAUCGGCCCUACAUCUCUACAGUCUUUCGUUUGUCCUGUCCUCAACUGUUACAUAUAAUUUAUUUAUUGACGCAGGCUCGUAGGGACGAUGGGGGGUGGGGGGGGGGGGGG
This is a messenger RNA of Gigantopelta aegis, 2462 nucleotides long. RefSeq lists its product as uncharacterized. The record is from RefSeq and is a predicted model, not a curated record. The transcript has a single exon. The coding region runs from base 971 to 2032 and encodes 353 amino acids. Lineage: Eukaryota; Metazoa; Mollusca; Gastropoda; Neomphalida; Peltospiridae.